UAUCUAUGUUUUGAUUGAAUUGAAUUGAUUCGAAGUGUUACUCAAAAAUGGCUGCACUUGCAGAAGAUUUCGUUGAUGAGGAAGAUUUACAGAUAUUCAAAGAAAGAUAUGAGAAAGAAGAGACUGCUGGAAUGGUGACAAAUGAUAUACAAUUUCAGUAUGGAAUGUGUCUAAUUAAAAGCAAGUAUAGAAAUGAUAUAAGAAAGGGAAUAGAAUUGUUUCAAGAUCUCUGCACACGAGGUUGCGAUCAACGAGAUUUUCUGUUUUUCCUGGCAUUGGGGUACUACAAACUAGGGCAAUGGGAGCCUGCGAUGAAAUGUAUCCAGCGGCUUUUGAAUAUUGAACCUAACAACCACCAAGCAAUUGAAAUGAAGGAACUUAUCAACAAAAAGAUGAACAAAGAUGGAUUAAUGGGCGUGGCUAUAGCCGGAGGAGCAGUUGUAGGUGGAAUUCUAGGAAUAGUCGGAGGCUCUAUCAUCCUUGGUUACAAAUUGCUGAAGAAGUAAAGAGAGCUGCAAUGAAAUUAGCGAGGUGAUUUCUUUUGAUUCCAAUCUCCAAAUGAUGCUGUCAGUCUGGAAAAAUUCUUGUGCUGUAACCUGGUCAUCGUUAAUUCCGGCACACCACCUUCCCUUGCAGUUGAUGAUUAUUGAUUUCUCUAAAUUAGAUCAGAGUGACAACGGUUCCUCAUAGUAUCUGUGUGUCGCUUGAGUACUUUGUCGUAGAAAAAAUUUUCAACCCCUUGAGUGUCUAUAUAUCAAGCCCUUAAAAGCUUUUCAUCCGCUACUUUUAAAGGUCCUUGUAUUUGAUAUCGGGUACUAUUUAGAGCUCGCUACUGCCUGUUAGAGUAUAUUUCCACUCUGAGAGUUCAUUGUAAUCCCCUUAAAAGGAGCACCAAUCGCCUAUUUCUGCGAAAUUUCCGGUUCUACGGGCCCUUUAUUCGAAAACGAAUCUUUUGCGCAAAAUGCUUGCAAGCUGUUUUUUGAGCUGAAGUUGAAACAAAGAUACACAGGUUCAAUGCACUCUGCUGAUUUGAUGGGGGUCUCAAUGGAAAAGCAACAUGCCACACAAGCUAGAAGAUAUUUCUACACUUCGAAGUGCCUCAUAAGAUAAUUCACAAUGCCAGAUAACUGGAAAGAGAGACAAGGAGAAUGGAAAUAUAUAUUAUGACAGAGAGAAUCAACAAAUUGCACCGCUGCCUCGAGUUAAGUUUCUAUAUGACUGGCUACUUGGCAACCAAGUUUCUGUCGUCAGCUCACAACCAGAGGACAUUGUCAGCUCCCUUUAAGACAAAGCAGCGUUGACCAUCAUUCGUAUGUGCUGCGUGGUUACAAAAGAAAGAACUAGAAACUUUGUACCUGUUGCUACCCUUUCGCCCCAAAGACGGAGCUACUAUAGACAAAACCUACAUAAAGACUGCAAAUAUAUACUUUCCAGUAUUUUCUUUGUUAUUUUCUACCUGGUAUAUUGAUAGUUGAUUUGUUAAUGCUCAUUAAGCGUUAAUUUAGGAAUCUUUUCAUAUUCCUUCUUCAGAAGCUUUCUCACUAAAACUAGACGUUUUCCCCUUCUUUUGGAUAAAAAACUUAAGAAUAUUUCGUUUGGACGUCUGUCUUUGGAUUUUCCUGUCUUUGGAUACCCGUUACGCCACUUUUAAAAUAUUUACAAAGACUUGACAGUUCAUCAAGCAAUAUAAAACUAGUAAUUCGAAGAUCCUUCUGUAUAAUACAAUCUUCUUCAACAUUAGAGUAACAAGAAAUAAACAAUUGGUUUUCAUCCAAAGUUAUGAAAUAUUUUUGAUAAUUUUCAGUGUUUUUGGAAUUGACGGAUGUGAUUGAUGGUGUUGAGUAUAAUUAUGACCCUUUUUGCAAAUAUAUAAAUUCAUACUAAAAUUUUUUACAAUUAUUACGCUGGCUGUACCGUUGACGAAUUUGCUUUUGUGCUAUGAAUUCAAACGUCCCUUGGCAGUGUGAAUGAUAAUAACAAUGAUAACUGUGCUUUACAAAGUUUUUUGCCAAUGAACAACACUUGGCUCUUUCUUUUUGAUUGACAGGUGAUGACAUCUUACCAAAUGUUGCAGUGAAAUGUUUCCAAUCAUUCAACUUAGAAAUACUUCGCAUUUCACUUCAUGCUUACAUAUAAAUAGUCCUGUAAUCUUUCGUGAAUUAAUCGUAGAAUCCUUUCAGCCUUGCAUACCAGCUUUGCAUACUCUUAUCUUAAAGCUGUUAAGAAACAUUCAGUUUUGAUAAUUUUUCAAGCAGUGGCGGCACUAGCUACUGCAGAGUGGGAGGGUAAUGGGCGUGAACAAUUAGAUCGCGCCCUUUAACCUCGUUUCAGUGCUUUGUACCAGGGAAUUUCCUUAAGGCGUGAAAUUUUAUCAAUACAAUAAAACCUAUGACGUAUAAAAACUACCUUACGUAUAAAAAAUAUGUGGACAAUGUUUUGAUAAAAGUGGGGGAGGGUGAAUUACCCCCAAAGUACCCCAUGCGUCCCCCAUGCCCCUGCCACUGUUUGCAAGUUUCUAAUAGAAAGAUAUACAUAGGCUAUAGUUCUUGGUUGGCGUUCUAGAAAGCUAGAAGAAUGUCUCACUCACUUUCCAAAUCGUAAGUUUUUACGAAAAGUUUUGCUCAUUAACAUUUAGAUAUAUUAAUACUUAGCGAUUUUUUGUAGCAAAAUAUGUAUAAUGAAGUAUUUAUCUGCCUCAUAGCCGUUCUAACCUUGAAUGCAUGAGCUUUUGUCAUAAUAAAACUGAGGCUGGUUUUCUUGUUCACCUGUUUGGUCAUAUUGAGUUUAAUACUUGAGGUCUGCUUUCAAAUACGUUUUGUAUUCCGUCUUAAUGAAACUAUAAACCAACAGCUCUUAGAGCAUUGUCAUCCUAAAUGAUUGAGACGGUGAACACUUAAUAAGAUCUUCGUAAUUUUCAGAUGCAUCUUAAACCUUUCAAAUGUUAAUGUAUUUAGACUAUUUUCAAUUUAUAUCUUUCUUUAUUUGUAA
This is a messenger RNA of Rhopilema esculentum, 2988 nucleotides long. RefSeq names its product mitochondrial fission 1 protein. Gene Ontology annotation, cellular component: mitochondrial outer membrane; peroxisomal membrane. Gene Ontology annotation, molecular function: protein binding. The record is from RefSeq and is a predicted model, not a curated record. Gene Ontology annotation, biological process: peroxisome fission; autophagy of mitochondrion; mitochondrial fragmentation involved in apoptotic process. Lineage: Eukaryota; Metazoa; Cnidaria; Scyphozoa; Rhizostomeae; Rhizostomatidae.